AUGUCGGAGAGCUCUCAUGGCAAGACAGCUCAUCCGGGCCUCGAUGGCCCGGCAGCCGCCUCUGUCACGGGCCCGCCACCCUCCACCCUCGCCGCGCAGCUUGUCGAGAACAUCUCGACGAGCACCAAGUCGUCGCGGUCCGACGACAGCAAUGAGCUCAAAGGGCUAGUCGCCAUCGCCCAGCGCAUGAUCGACAAUCCUCGCCUCCUGAGGAGCGAUGCUGAAAAGAUGGCCCACAACCACAUGCUGGUCUACAUUUACUGUCGCGGGGUCCUCGAAGAGAUCAAACUUGGCGACCCCUUCAUUGACCGUGCCCAUGUGUGCGGUGAGGUACUGAAUGCCCUCAAGUUCCUCCGCUUCACCAUCAAAGAAACUCCGGCCCUUCUUACGUACGUCAACGAAGGUCAGGGGCUGCUUCACAGGGGAAACGCACCUCUUUGGAUCUGGCUCCUGCCACGCCUCCUGCGGAUCCUCGGGCACGCCGAUUUUGCGGAGCUCGAAACGCAUAUUGAGGCAUUCCUGCAGUAUUUGUUCCUCGUUUGUUGUACAAGCUCGUUCUGGGACUUGGCUUUGCCGCUUAGUCUGUAUUUGCGAGCGUGUUUAACCGGCCUUCUUGACCAUCUUCAAGAUCCACCGACUAAUCCGCCAAGCACGAAGACAACUACUAUGAUCCAGCUCCCGCCGCAGUUCGCCGUCGACCAGAUUAUCGGGAAGUUACCGCCGGAUGCCGCACAUCGAACCACCUACGUCAUCCGCUCGACGCGGCAGGCUAUCCGCCAGGCGACAGGCCUCGCACGAGUUCUGGCAUAUCCAUUCGUGUCCCAAGAGUCUUCUUUUUUGUUCAACGCAUCCUUUGCUCAGAAUGGGCCGUGGCUCAUGGACACGUGGUUGGACCUCCGCCACGUCCAGAAAAGAUGGGAAGAGAGCAUGCCCGAGUCCCCAGUCCCUCUCAUCGAAACGGCACUGGACGUUGCAAAGUGCCCGAUUGUCGACACGGAGCUUGUGGCACCCAUGAAGAACAAAUCAUAUGCGCUAUUGGUGCUUUUGUGCAGCGAACUCAUCUCGUCGCCCGAGGAGCUGGUGCGCAUAGGCUCAGAGGGGGAUCGAGUUCGAGUGAUUUAUUGCAAGGCACUCAUCGCCAUCGCCGCGGCUGCGAUACAAAUAUAUGCGGUCGGAAGGUUGGCAGCCUCCAAGCUUGUUCAAGAGCUGGCGCUGCUCUCUUCCCAACACUCGGCGAUUGGCGAAGGCACAGACCUUUGGAGAUGCACCAGGCUGCUCCGCCAAGCUAUCUACUCCAACGCGGAGGAUCCUCUUGAUGAUGCUACACGACCGUCAUGUUUCCAAAACCAGGAAGUCCGCGAAUGUGUUCAAGGACUGAAUCUCAUCCAUGAAGGGUCGUCUCUGCCGGCAGAGGGCUCAAAGAGAAGAAAAAUAUCUGAUAUGGGCCAAGACGCCAUGCAACUGCUCAUAGAAGGCAUACGGGAGACACUGCGCAUCGAAUUUGCGAUCGGGGACGACGGAAGCGAGUUUGAAGAGCAUUUUCUACGGGCUUUUGAGACCUGCGACGAGCCGAAGUCUCAGUCCCUCGCCUUAGACUUGCUUUCCCGAUUGUGCUGCAUCGCGGAUGGUACCAUACAAACCCCGAAACCAACCACAUCACCUGGUGGCGUGGCAUGCUCCAUCUGUGACGAUCGCAAGCCCGUUGGUGCCGCCAGCUUGACGGCUCAGGUGUGGAAAAGCCGGGUUCUCACAAUCUUGAGCGGCGUCAUCCAGCUACCGAGUUUACAAGAAACUCGGGCUCCCCGUGUCGCCGCCAUGAUCUCGUUGAGGCGGCUUUUACAGCAUAGCAAUGAGCUCCUGGAUCUCGAACAGUCGGCGCUCGGGAAGUGGUGUCUGCAAUCCCUGAACAGUUCCAUACGAGAGCUCAGAGUCGCUGCCGGGAGGACACUGGCUAUGUUCACGUUGAAUACCGCAUGCAAGCCAAUGGAAACGGAUAUACUUACCCGAAACCGCGUAUAUGCCAUUGCUGCUCUCAGGACCAUGUCCGAGGACGAUCAACCCAAAAUGGUCGAGACUCGUGUCAUGGCGUGGGGCCAGCUAGGUAGGGCCGCCACCGAGGACGAGCUGACCCUCGUCUUGAUCAAGCUGGUGGAGUACUUGGGUAGCAGCAACAUCAUCGUCUCGGCUUUUGCGUUCAACGAGAUCCUCGGCCUUGCUGAAUUCCGCGCGGCUACACCACGCCGCCUGUUCGAGCCAAACUGGAAGAGUCUUGCAUAUAUGGUCACCAAAGAUAUGGUACAGCGACCCCAACGAAGCCGAGCCAUCGCAGAGCUACUUCAAAUCUCGGUCAACGAGCUUCUAUUGCUCAUUCAGACGCAUGCCCUACCUUGGCUGGUUCUUGACAAACGACAAGACGUCAUCCAGAAAAUUGCCGAGGCUCGGAGAGAGAACGAACCAUGGCAACCCCUGCUGGACGGCACGAACCUCGCCGCAACGUUGGCACUCCUACUCGUGCACGACCCGGACAACAUGCAGGAGUUUACCAAGUCUCGACUCAACGAAAUCUCGCCGCACUUCCAUUCGUUGACGCUGCUAGAUCUUUUCCAGUCAGAGCCAGUCCUGAUUGCCAUGGAACUCCUAAAGUCCGCAGCUUGUUCAGAUCUUGCGCGACGGAAAGCGGCUCACAAAGCUUUGCACCUCAUGGCCACUACCAUCCUCGGUAACACCAGGGAAACGAAGAGCAAAAAGGACAAUACGGUUGGACGAUUUCUGCAGAGCCACAUGCUAGGUCUUGUCGCGCGGCUAGCGGACGUUAUAAACGACUCCGUAACCGCUCAUCCUCUCAUGUUGGAGCAGCGAAACUGCAUUCAGACAAUGGAGGAGAUGAUUAAAGUCUGCAAAUCCUACGCAAGGAUAGCGAGGCCGCAGAUGUCCGCGUGCCUCGUCUCCGCCAUCUCUCAGGAGGCCCUGCGUGCAGCGAGUUUCUCUUGCUGGGUGGCGCUGCUCACCCACCUAGACGAAGAAGAUGUCCAGGCGCUUAUUGAAACGACCUUUUUCAUCGUCAAACACUACUGGCCCACCUUUGACGAGCCAACUGCCAAAGCUGCGCGGGACAUGCUCACUCACUUGCUACAAAAACACCAGAGCGUUGUCGAGGAAUACAUUUGCAAGCUGCCCUCACUGUCGCAUAUCGAUGAGCUAGCCAGCAUCGACACUAAACUGAUGUCGUUGCGGCCUGUCAUGGCGAUGGACCAGACCCUGGGCGUGUUCACCGAGCGGCUUGCCCACGAUAACUCCGGCGUCGUACACCAAGCAUUGACGGAGCUGGUACCAUUCCUGCGAGACAACCAAAGCGGCCUUUGCACCUCUGCUGUGAGUCAAAUGCCCGACAAGGCAAUUACCAGCAUCCUCAGGGCCCUGCUGGACUGCGUCUCCAAAUACAACGGUGUCCAGGUGGACAUUUCCCGACUGUGCGUCGAGUCGAUCGGUCUCAUCGGCUGUCUAGACUCGAAUCAGAUCGAGACCGUAAGAGAGAAGCGCUCGAUCGUCGUCUUGCACAAUUUCGAGGACCCUGGGGAGACGACAGACUUUGUCUUGUUUCUCCUCCAGGAGGUUCUCGUUCCUUCCUUUUUGUCGGCCACAGACACAAAACUUCAAGGGUUCCUCUCCUACGCGAUGCAAGAGUUGCUGGACCGGAGUGACGUCAAGACUUCCGUUGCCCAGCAGAACAUCGGCAGAGUAGAUGGGGAAAGCAUCUACAGGAAAUGGGUGGCCCUGCCCGAGAACACCAGGGAGGUUCUGACGCCGUUCAUGAGCUCACGUUACAUGGUCGCGCCCAUGCCGCCGGUAACAGUGGAGUACCCAAUCUUUCACGCAGGCAAGCCAUACGUCAACUGGCUCAGAUCUUUUGUCGUGGAUUUGCUACGCAAGGGGCAGAAUGGCUAUGCCGAACUUAUGUUCGAGCCGCUGACCCGCGUCAUUCGCGUCAAGGACCUGUCCACUGCAGAAUUUUUGCUUCCCUAUCUGGUGUUGCAUGUGUUGAUUGGGACCCAAAGCACGCCUGUGGAGAGGGAGCAAGUUGUUGGUGAGCUCUUGGGCAUUCUCGAGCACCGACCGGCGGAAGAUGCGUCCUACAUGGAGAAGGAGGAGACAAAGCGGAUCCUCGACUACGCGAUGAGAUGGGUCCAGGAGAAGAGGUCAUCUGGCAAGCUAUCCUCCGCGGGUCGAGAAAUAGUUUCCCGAGUUCAGAAGAUCUUGGAUGGCAUUCCUGCGGAGCUGAUCUCCCAGAGAGCGACAGACUGCAACGAAUAUGCCAGAGCAUUGUUUCAUCUGGAACAGCACGCCCAAAAUGCAGAGCAGCGGAAGGGUGCGCCCGGCGCUCAUAAUCGCUUACUCGAUCGUCUUCAGGACAUCUACGCGAACAUUGACGAACCUGAUGGCCUUGAAGGAAUUUCGGCUCAUCUUCACGACCUCGACAUCAAUCAGCAGAUUCUCAGUCACAAGAAGGCUGGCCGGUGGGACGCGGCACAAACGUGGUACGAGAUGCAAUUGGCAGAGAAGCCAGACAAUGUGGACGUUCAGCUAGACCUUCUCAACUGUCUCAAGCAAGCUGGACAACACGAUGUACUAUUAAACCACGUCGAGGGCAUGAACACCUCGAGCGACAACAGAGUCAUGCCAUAUGCCGUGGAAGCCGCAUGGGUGACAGGCCGGUGGGAAAGUCUUGCCAAGUUCACAAGCAGAUUCCAGGGCAAUAUUGUUCAAGACUUCAACAUCUCCAUCGCGACGCUGUUUGAAUCGCUGCGCAAGCAUUGCACGCGCGAGUCGUUUGACAGGACUGUUCGGAGCUUGAGAGACAAGAUCGCCUUGGAAAUGACGACAUCAGCGACGGCAUCACUGCAAGCCGCGCACGAGCUUCUGCUAAGAUGCCACGUACUGACUGAUCUGGAGAUCAUCGUUGGGGCCAUUUCGGGCGAGGAAACCGAGCGGCGGAAAACGAUGGGUCUCUUGGAUGGCCGUCUCGAAGUAAUAGGCGCGUACUUUAGCGACAAGCAAUACCUCCUGGGUAUCAGGAGAGCUGCGAUGGAGCUGACGCGUCCAAACUUUGGCCCCAUGGACAUCUCGUCCUUGUGGCUAGCCAGCGCCAGGCUCGCUCGGAAGACCAACUCGCUGCAUCAAUCUUUCAACGCGGUUGUGCACGCCUCACAACUCGGCGACGACGCAGCUACCAUUGAGAAUGCCAAGCUGUUGUGGCGAGACAAGCACCAUCGGAAAGCGAUUCAGAUGCUUCAGGGCGCAAUCGAACGCAACAAGCUCAUGACGCAAACCGGUGUUUCGGCAAGCGUCAGCGCCGCGGGCACAGGAAAACUGACUCCGCAGCAAAAGAUGGUGACUGCCCGGGCUCAGCUGCUGCUCGCCAAGUGGCUUGACGCCGCUGGACAGUCGUAUGCCGGCGCUCUACGAGAAAAGUACCAGCAGCCGCCGAAGACGCACACCACGUGGGAGAAGGGCCACUACUACCUUGGCCGCCACUACAAAAAGGUUCUCGAGGCCGAGCAGUCUCUCAAGGCCGACGAGCAGACCGACAACUAUCUGUCAGGUGAGAUAGCAAGGCUUGUCAUCGAGAACUACCUCAGGUCCCUCAACUCGGGCACGAAAUAUCUCUACCAGACGCUGCCGAGAAUCCUCACUCUGUGGCUGGAUCUCGGCGCUCAAACAGACAAGCCACCGGAAGGCAAGACGUCGCUCUCUCGAGAACUGCACAGGAGACGCGUCGAGCAGCUGAAUCUUCUGCACGCAUUCCUGGACAAGUACAUCCACCGGUUGCCUGCGUACAUCUUUUACACGGCGCUGCCGCAGCUGGUGGCCCGCAUUGCCCACCCAAACCCAAGCGUCUUUGACCGGCUCACACACAUCAUUGUCAAGGUCGUGGAAGCCCACCCACGACAGGCACUUUGGAGCCUGAUGGGCAUAAUCACAACGCGACAGGCGUCGGAGCGGAGAGCUCGCGGUGCGCAGAUUCUGCAGACGCUCCGAACCAUAUCGAGAAAAGUGGAAGGGGGCUCUUACGAUCUGAAGCAGUUGAUCAGAGCCGGGGAGAAGCUGGCAGAGCAGCUGCUCCUCACGUGCCAGAUCGGCGAAUUCCAAGGCAGCAAGGCCGUCCACGCGAGCCUCACGCGCGAUCUUCGGUUCCAACACAAGUGCACUCCAUGCCCCCUUGUCGUGCCGGUCGAGAGCUGCCUCACGGCGACCCUCCCCGCCGUCUCGGAGCAGGUCAAGAAGCACAAGGCGUUCUCGCGUGACGUCGUGACUAUCGACUGCUUCCUCGACGACGUUCUGGUGCUGAGCUCCAUGCAGCGUCCCAAGCGCAUAACGGCUCGUGGCACGGACGGCAAGAACUACAUGCUCUUGCUCAAGCCAAAGGACGACCUGCGGACGGACCAGCGCCUGAUGGAAUUCAACGGCAUCAUCAAUAGGUCACUGAAGCGAGACGCCGAGUCCAGCCGGCGGCAACUGUACAUUCGCACGUACGCCGUGGUGCCGCUGAACGAGGAGUGCGGCAUCAUCGAGUGGGUUCCGGGCAUCAAGACGAUGCGCGACAUCCUCCUGAACCUGUACGCGGCGCAAAAGAUUCACAUCGACUACAACGCGGUCAAGCACCUGAUGCAAGAGGCGGCGAGCUCGGAGAGCAAGAUCCGGCUCUUCACGGACGACGUGCUCGGGCGGUUCCCGCCGGUGCUGCCGACGUGGUUCAUCCAGCAAUUCCCGAACCCCUCGGCGUGGUUCGCGGCGCGGCUCAAGUACACGCGGUCGUGCGCCGUCAUGUCCAUGGUGGGCACGAUACUGGGGCUGGGCGACCGACACACGGAGAACGUCAACCUGGAGGAGGGCAAUGGCGGCGUAUUCCACGUCGACUUCAACUGCCUCUUCGACAAGGGCCGAACGUUUGCGACACCGGAGCGGGUUCCGUUCAGGCUCACGCACAACAUGGUGGCAGCGAUGGGCAUCUACGGCUACGAGGGGCCGUUUAGGAAGUCAUCGGAACUGACGCUGAGCAUCCUCCGGCAACAGGAGGAGACGCUGAUGACGAUCCUCGAGGCUUUCAUCUACGACCCCACGCUGGACCUGCAGCGAGAGAAGCGGGCGUCGAAGCGAAGCGACACGGGGGUGCGGCUCCAGCCACAGAGCGUGGUGGACAGCAUCCGCAGAAAGGUGCGAGGGCUACUGCCCAACGAGAGCAUCCCGCUCAGCGUCGAGGGACAGGUGGACGAGUUGAUCAAGCAGGCGGUGGACCCGCGCAACCUGACGGCCAUGUAUCUCGGGUGGUGCCCGUUUUUGUAA
This is a messenger RNA of Purpureocillium lilacinum, 7341 nucleotides long. RefSeq names its product serine/threonine-protein kinase M1. Lineage: Eukaryota; Fungi; Ascomycota; Sordariomycetes; Hypocreales; Ophiocordycipitaceae. Gene Ontology annotation, biological process: DNA damage checkpoint signaling; protein phosphorylation; telomere maintenance. Gene Ontology annotation, molecular function: protein serine/threonine kinase activity; protein binding. Gene Ontology annotation, cellular component: nucleus. The record is from RefSeq and is a predicted model, not a curated record.